AUGAAUAUUGAAUUGAAUCUUGUGUUUUUGCUGCAUAAGUUGAUGAAUGAAUUCAAAUCCACAAGCCCUACCUCUCCCACCAGCACUGAAAAUUCUGUCAAGAAUGACAAAAAGAAGAAGUCAAUCAUACCCAAGAUUUUUAGCUCAAAAAGAAGUGGAAGAGGAGGCUCAGAUCUCGAUUUACUCAGACAACAUAGAAGUGAAAUUGUUCUUGAUUUGGAGACGAGGAUUACAGCAAGGAAGCAAGCUUUCAUGGAGGCAUCUCCAAUCAUGAGAAAAAGCUUCUCUGAAAGACAGAGUUCCAGAAUUGAAGGCCUAAACUUAUCAAACUUUGAGCCAUCAAUGGCUCCGCCAACUGAAGUUGAAGAUUUCCGAAUAUUUGUUGCUACAUGGAAUGUGGGAGGGAAGACACCCAACAAUGGCCUCAACCUUGAAGAUUUCUUGCAGGCAGAGGACUCUUCAGACAUAUAUGUUUGUGGAUUCCAGGAAAUUGUUCCUCUGAGUGCAGGAAAUGUUCUGGUGAUUGAAGACAACGAGCCUGCGGCGAAAUGGUUGGCACUGAUUAACCAAGCACUUAACAAGCCUAACCAUAACUCCAUGUAUUCUGAUACAAGCCCAAGUGGUAGUAGUUCAAGAGGCUCAAACAGCCAUAGCUCCAAAGAGUCAAAAUCUCACUUCUUCCACAAACCUUCUCUUAAAGUCCUUAGUAAAAAUUAUAGAACAGACGGUAGCCUUCUCAAGACCUGCAAUUGCCUUGUGGAUUCACCGAUCCGGGACAAGCGCAGGCCGAGGAAGCUGAGUGACAGUCUAAGUAAAUCAGAACUGGGAAUCCUUCAACCUCGUCAAGAUGGCAGUGUAGAUGCCUUCCUUUCAAUUGCUGAUAUAAGUCCCUCGCUGUGCUCGCCCCAGCAGCUUAGGUAUAGUCUCAUAUCAAGCAAACAGAUGGUAGGUAUUUUUGUGUGUGUGUGGGCAAGGAAGGAGUUAGUACGUCACAUUGCUCAUCUCAGAGUCUCCACUGUAGGGAGAGGAAUCAUGGGUUGCCUUGGAAACAAGGGAUGCAUAUCAAUAAGUAUGACAUUGCACCAAACAAGCUUUUGCUUUGUGUGCAGUCACUUGGCUUCAGGUGAAAAGGAAGGUGAUGAGCUCAAGAGGAAUGCAGAUGUGAUUGAGAUUCUCAAAAGCACCCAAUUCACCAGGAUUUGCAAGAAUCCGGUCACUCGAGCCCCGGAAAAAAUCAUCGAUCACGAGCGAGUAAUUUGGCUAGGAGACUUGAAUUACCGAAUGGCAUUAAGCUAUGAAGAAACAAGAGUACUGUUGGAAGACAACAACUGGGACACCCUGCUGGAAAGAGAUCAGUUGAAUAUAGAAAGGGAAGCAGGGAGAGUAUUCAAUGGAUUCAAGGAAGGACGGAUCUUCUUCGCCCCAACCUACAAGUACUCGCAUAACUCAGACUCUUACGCCGGAGAAACUAACAAAUCCAAAAAGAAAAGACGAACACCGGCAUGGUGUGAUAGGAUACUGUGGCGUGGCAAUGGCAUGGAACAAUUAGCUUAUAUUAGAGGGGAAUCAAGAUUCUCCGAUCACAGACCCGUUUGCGCUGUCUUUGCGGUGGCGGUUGAAGUUAGGGCCAAAGGAAACAACAAAUUCAGGAAAGGCUAUUCGUGUGCUGGGGCGCGAUUAGCCUACAAGGAGGACUGCAUUCCCCAAAGACAUAGUUUCUACGAAUUCUAAUCAAAACCUCUGAAACAGAAGUCAGCGGCUAGAAACGCGUCACUAAUGUGAGCGGAGCUAGACCUUUACUUAUAUAUUACUUAGGGUUAUAUGCCAAUCCGACGUGGAGCUAUAAGUCUCGAUAGAAAUAUUUUUAUUUUCUGGUUACUCAUUUAGAGAUAGCGAGCGAGGCAUCAGAAGUUCAAUUCAUAGCUAACUAGACAAUGUUAUGUUUUAUUUCUUGUAUAGGCACAUCAAGCCAUACAUAGCAAAUGACAUAGUUAAUAAGCUAGGAAAUCAAAUAGUCUACAUUGCCAAUGACGUGUACAAAGAAAACAUACAUAUAUUACCUUCAUUUCAACUCUC
Tripterygium wilfordii is the source of this 2076-nucleotide messenger RNA. Its product is annotated as type I inositol polyphosphate 5-phosphatase 5. Lineage: Eukaryota; Viridiplantae; Streptophyta; Magnoliopsida; Celastrales; Celastraceae. Bases 1 to 1731 code for a protein of 576 amino acids. The record is from RefSeq and is a predicted model, not a curated record. Gene Ontology annotation, molecular function: inositol-polyphosphate 5-phosphatase activity; phosphatidylinositol-4,5-bisphosphate 5-phosphatase activity; phosphatidylinositol-3,4,5-trisphosphate 5-phosphatase activity. The transcript has 10 exons. Gene Ontology annotation, biological process: phosphatidylinositol dephosphorylation.